This is a messenger RNA of Drosophila ananassae, 956 nucleotides long. RefSeq lists its product as uncharacterized. Lineage: Eukaryota; Metazoa; Arthropoda; Insecta; Diptera; Drosophilidae. The record is from RefSeq and is a predicted model, not a curated record. Bases 165 to 860 code for a protein of 231 amino acids. The transcript is spliced from 2 exons.
CUAAGAAUUAGUACAAUGCUUUGAAUUUUAAACUCGCGCCUAGCCAUGUUUAAAAAGUAUGGCAGCCUUUUUAGUUUUCUUCAUCUUUGCUUGCCCGGCAGAUGGCGCUGCAGAAGACCUAGUACUAUCGAUGCUUGCCCAUCACUAAUUAAGUAAACAACAAAAUGGUAACCCGGUCGUGCGUCUACAAAGGUUGUGAUUUCUUUCAAAUUUCGAAUUGCAAACAUGGCCGUGUCCUUUUCUCAUGCACAAAGGACCCUGAGCGAGCAAAAAUCUGGCGAGAAAAUGGCAAGGUCCACCCGAAAAUCUCGGCCCAGCAAUUGUUAAUGUGCGCCAAGCAUUUCGAUCCGCUCUUUAUAUCAACUACCAAGAACAGGACGCUGCUAGUGGGAGAGGCGGUUCCGUAUCCGUACGAGCCACCAGACCCAGUUACUGCGGCCGAGCAGGAACUCGAGAUAGAGGCAGAGGUUUUCGAUCAGGUCGCCUCGACUUCGACCUCACAGGAAAACUACUACAUUAGUCUCAACGAUGACGAGCAGAGCAUUAUUACUGUAGAGUCAACCACGAAGAACAAGGAUACAAGGGAUAUCUGCCUGGAAUCUCCAUCCCCCAAGCGCUCAAAAAAAUCACCAAAUUUGACCUCUAUCACGGAUGAACCAUCAGACCCAAAAACCAACGACUCUAAUGAUGAUGCCAUCGAUACUUCCGAAGUGUCACUGUUUAAAUUUAAGGGAGAGCAGUACGUGCAGAUGUCAUUGGAAUUUUAUUUGAAGGAAAAACGCGAAUUGCUUGCCAAAUUGAAAAUCUACAAAGACACCCUGAAGAGUAUUAAGAACAACGUUUCCAAACUGGAUGUGUGACCAAUGACAAAUGAAAGUAUUUUAAUAAAUAUUAUAUUCUUUAUCUUAUGAAUCUUCCUUGUAACAAUAAAACGAAAUCCUAUUCGAUUGAAUCAA